GGCGGAAGUAUAGUACCACUACUCAGUAAUAGACGUCAGUCUGCUGGAAGAAUCUGGUCGAGCGAUCUCGGAGGCUUUGAUAGCCCUUCAUACGAUGCACUUUAGAAAUAUAAGUAACGCGGAUUGCGCUAGAAGAUUAGUGAUGACAUUGUGGUUUUGAGACUUAAUAAAUAUAACGGCAUACCUGGAGGUCUGAUAACCAUGGCCCGAGAAAAAGUUGCGGUUGUCGGAGCUGGCAUUUUCGGCCUCACAAUAGCCCUGCUUCUGUCAGAGGCUGGUUGCGAUGUGGAAGUGAUCGCACGGAAUCUGCCCGGUGAUGAGUCUACAGAAUGGGCUAGUCCAUGGGCUGGUGCGCUUCUUGCACCACAUCCAGACUCUGGGCUGAACGAUCUCCAAGUAGAGUCGCUUCGCUUCUACCAGAACCUGUUGGAGAAGGAACCGUCAUGCGGUGUCAAGAAAAUACAUAUCACAGAGUACUAUGACGACAGGCCGAACGACAGUAGAAUCUGGUACAGCAAUGUCGUUUCGAACUUCUGCCGCCUUGCAUCUUCCAGAUUGCCUGCCCCAGCCACUCUAGGUUUUGAGUACGAGGGAUUAGCCGUGAACCCCAACGACUUUAUGCCAUGGAUAGUGAAGCAGCUGCAAACGAUGAAAGUCAAGUUGACCCAGAAUACCAUUGCUUCCAUGGAAGAGCUGCGUCAGAUUACGGACGCGACCAUCCUCGUGAACGCGGCAGGUCUGGGUGCAGGCACGCUCGCAUCUGAUGAGGCUGUGCACGCCGUUCGCGGGCAGACUAUGUUUGUCCCAUGCGACUUCAACCGGGCAGUACUGCUGCAAGGGUCACAGUAUACCUAUGUAAUCCCAAGACAGUCAUCCGGCGGCGUGAUCCUCGGCGGCGUCAGCCAGCCGGGCGACACACGCACAGAACCCGAUCAGAGUAUCCGUCCAGAUAUCAUGCACCGUGUCAAUCAGAUGACAGGCGGCGAGUUUUUGUGGGUAAACCUUGAGAAAGAUGUAGCCAAAGACAUUGUUGGAUUUCGACCGUCGAGAAAAGGAGGCGUUAAGGUGCAACGGGAUGGGGACAUUGUCCAUGCAUAUGGUGGAGGUUCCUUGGGCUGGUUAUAUGCUUUUGGGGUCGCGAAACAAGUUCGUAAGCUAGUGUUAGACGGCAAUGAACACCGUGCUAAAUUGUAAUGGCAAGAAAUGCAAUUGGCAGCCACCGCGUGGACUGCUUCCAUUCUGAAGUAAAUACAAUGGAGUC
Molecule: messenger RNA, 1261 nt
Organism: Truncatella angustata
Lineage: Eukaryota; Fungi; Ascomycota; Sordariomycetes; Amphisphaeriales; Sporocadaceae
Product: putative FAD dependent oxidoreductase
Exons: 3
Coding region: 202-1194 (330 amino acids)
Molecular function (GO): FAD binding; D-amino-acid oxidase activity
Source: RefSeq, a predicted model, not a curated record